GCCAAGAGGCUAUCGGUUCCUAUGGUUCCAAUGUUCCCACUGAAUAUGACCGUUGCUCCAACGGUCGCCUCUCCGCCAAUAAAACUAACCCUCCCGCCAAAAAGGGAAACCCUAAAAACUCCACUUAAAAUCCUGCUUCGGAAUCCUUCUCUUCACGACGAAGUUCUUCACGCUCACCUCAUCAAGUCCGGCCUCCUCUCCUGCACCUCCAUCUGCAACACUCUUAUUCACAGGUACUCUGAUUCCAGGCGCAUCUUACUCGCCCAACAAGUGUUCGAUGAGAUGCCCCAACAAAAUCUUGUUUCUUGGACCACUCUUAUUUCCGGAAAUGCUAGGCUAGGAAAGUCGGGUGUAACUCUUGAAACGUUUGUAUGCAUGCUUGAUGAUGGAUUUAUUCCAAAUGAAUUUGCCUUUGGAAGUGCCCUUCGGUCUUGCUCGGACUCCGGGUAUUUUCAGUUUGGAGCUCAACUACAUGGUUUGAUCAUGAAGAUGGGCUUACUUCUAAAUAUUUUUGUAGCUAGUGGUCUCAUUUUGAUGUACUCAAAACAUAAUGAGUUUGAUACUGCCAUGGAGAUUCUCGAAAGAAUGAAGGAGAAAGACGUGUUUUCUUGGACAACGAUGAUUGUUGGGUUCUCUAAAGGAAAUAAGCAUUUCGAGGCUAUGAAUGUCUUUGCUCAGAUGCUUGAAGAGGGCUUAAUGGCUGGAGAGUUCGCUCUUACUAGCAUUUUGAAGGCAUGUGCAUCCUCGUUGUGCAUUAGAGAGGGCUCUCAAGUACAUGGCUAUGCUAUAAAAACCAGAUUUGAGAAUGAUGCUUCGGUUCGAGCUUCAAUCAUAGACUUCUAUGUGAAAAUUGGUGAUAUAUUGAGCGCACGACUAGUUUUUGAUCGAUCUCCAUGUUAUGAUUUGGUUAUGUGCACCGUGAUAAUCGGCGCCUAUGCUCAGCACGGCAACACAGAGCUAGCAAUCAUGAUGUUUCAUCAGAUGAUCAGAGAAUUCGGCAUCUUACCCAAUGAAUAUACUCUUGCGAGUUUGUUAGCUUCCACGGCUAAAACCGGUGAUGUCAUUUUGGGGGCUAAUUUACAUUCUUUAGCUUUAAAAUCAGGAUAUGCUGCAUUCAUUCAUGUCCAGGGUGCACUUAUAGAUAUGUAUGCUAAGAAUGGAAUGAUGGAAGAUGCCUCUGCAGUCUUCAAUGACAUGGAAACAAAGGAUAGUAUUUCCUGCUCUUCGCUGCUUGCUGGCUACUCUUGCAAUGGCUUUGUUCGAGAGGCUCUCGAAUUCUUUUUGAAUCUCCACAAGUCUUCCGUAAAGCCGGAUCCGUUCACAAUAGCUAGUGCCAUGACUUUAUGUGCUAAGCUCGGCGAUCAACUCCAAGGGAAGCAAAUACAUGCUCAAAUCAUCAAACAAGGACAUGAAUUUGACACGUGCAUUGCGAGCACACUAAUUGAUAUGUAUGCGAAAAGUGGUUCGAUUGAGGAUGCAUCUAAGGUUUUCGAGAACUUAUCGACGAAGGAUCGAAUAGCUUGGACGGCUCUUAUUGACGGUUACGCACAACAUGGGAUGGGGAUAAAUGCAUUGGAAUCUUUCAGUAAGAUGAUAGAAGACGGCAUCUAUCCAAACGUCGUGACCUUUGUGAGUCUACUGAAUGCUUGCAGUCAUUCGGGUUUGAUUAAGGAUGGUAUCUCUUUAUUCGAACUUAUGAAAUCAAUAUACGGGAUUGAACCUGUGAUCCAUCACUACACAUGUAUGGUUGACUUGUUGGGUCGUGCCGGCCGUCUCGAAGAAGCCCUCGAGUUUAUAAAGGCAAUGCCAAUAGAACCCACUCAUCUUAUAUGGAGAUCAUUUCUAGGUGCAUGUAGAAACCACAAUAAUAUUGAACUAGGGAUAGAGGCCUCAAAGCACCUCCUUGAAUUGGAUCCAGAUGAUGAUGCAAUUUAUGUGCUACUUUCGAACAUGUAUUCUUUGAAUGGUCGAUGGAACGAUGCUGCUGAAAUAAGGAAUGUAAUGAAAUUGAGGAGUGUGACAAAGUCACCAGGAUUAAGUUGGGUUGAGUUGCACAAUAAUCUCCAUGUAUUUGGAGCUGGAGAUGAUUGCCACCCUGAGAAGGAGCUCAUAUAUAAUGUGCUCAGUGAUUUAAUGCUUAAUAUGAAGGAAGCCGGCUAUGUACCAGAGACAGCUUUGAUUGCAUGAUACAAGUGUGAUAGAGAAGAAUAAAUUGCUACUUUUAGUACUGUUAAACUUGAAUUCUGGUUAUCCAUAAGGAAUUGACAGAACAGUAGCUGAAACAGGAUUCUUACACUGCAUGAAGUUGAGAUCUAUGAUACAACAGUGCGGGUUGUUAUUUACUGGGAUCAGGUAUUUGUUCUUCUAAAAUUUUUUUAUUUGUAAAAAGUGUUAAUUAUUGAAAAGCCUGGCUUAGUGUAAAUUUUUCUUGUGAUUUAUUUGCUGAUCUGAUAAAAGCUGUCAUCUUGGAA
Molecule: messenger RNA, 2471 nt
Organism: Phalaenopsis equestris
Lineage: Eukaryota; Viridiplantae; Streptophyta; Magnoliopsida; Asparagales; Orchidaceae
Product: pentatricopeptide repeat-containing protein At4g39530-like
Exons: 1
Coding region: 22-2187 (721 amino acids)
Biological process (GO): RNA modification
Molecular function (GO): protein binding; RNA binding
Source: RefSeq, a predicted model, not a curated record